AUGGACAGCCCACGCAGUUGCGGAAGUCAGGAAGCCUUCCCACCGCCGCUUCCCAACCAUCUCAGCCCCGAGUACUCGCCAGCCCUCACCAUGAUGCAGCAGUUCCACGCAGACUUGCUCCGCAUGGAUGAAGAACACCUUCAGCACCGUGAUCAACGCACAUGCGAGAUCCCCACCCCAUUUCCCGACGACGACCAAGUCCAAGGCCAUGGCUUCUACACUAAGAUGCGGACCUGGUGCCAAAGACGAUUCUCCCGACAAAGCCGCGCUAGCGACGCCUCGGCAUCAUGA
Molecule: messenger RNA, 291 nt
Organism: Pyrenophora tritici-repentis Pt-1C-BFP
Lineage: Eukaryota; Fungi; Ascomycota; Dothideomycetes; Pleosporales; Pleosporaceae
Source: RefSeq, a predicted model, not a curated record